Messenger RNA from Pseudomassariella vexata, 1881 nucleotides. RefSeq lists its product as uncharacterized. Lineage: Eukaryota; Fungi; Ascomycota; Sordariomycetes; Amphisphaeriales; Pseudomassariaceae. The record is from RefSeq and is a predicted model, not a curated record. The transcript is spliced from 5 exons. Gene Ontology annotation, molecular function: ATP-dependent protein folding chaperone; ATP binding. Bases 1 to 1881 code for a protein of 626 amino acids.
AUGCUCAACCUUCCGAUCCGUUCCAGUAGGAGCAGCCCGCGGAAUCAGGACAGCAGGAAUUAUUUCACCAAUUAUACGCCGCCGUCGUCGACCGAGGCCAUCAAUGGACCGGUGCGGGAGCUUGUCCCGGUCAAUGACCGCCUUAUAGUCGGUGUCGACUUUGGGACUACCUUUUCUGGCGUGGCCGCAGUAUACACGUCGACACCGGAUGAUAUAGAGAUCAUCAAGACGUGGCCGGGCGGCAAUGGCAUCACAUCAGACAAGGUCCCCACCGAGAUCUCGUACGACCUUGCCCCCGACGCGCCGGCAGACACCGUCCCCAAUGUGAAAUGGGGGUUCCAAUUCAAGCCCGAAGAGUCGCGGCUACGAUGCAUAAAGCUGUUCCUGGAUCGGGCGCAAAAGCUACCCUUCUAUGUCAGUCCCCAGGAGACGGCGACGGCGCUCAGGAGGUACAACAAGAAUGUCGUCGACGCCGUCAGCGACUACCUGACGCAGAUCUACAAACACAUCAUGGAUACUCUUACCAGACGAUACGGCGAGUCCUUCAUGGCAUCGACGAAGGUGGACUUUGUGCUUACCUGCCCCGCCGUCUGGUCCGAUGCUGCGAAGAAUACGACGUUGCAGGCUGCCGAAAGGGCGGGCAUGGGGGCUAAGUCGGACAUCCAGAUGAUCAGCGAGCCCGAAGCGGCCGCUGUCUAUACCCUCAAGGCCAUCCAACCGAACAACCUCAACAUUGGUGAUAACUUCAUCGUGUGUGAUGCUGGUGGCGGUACUGUGGAUUUGAUUGCUUACAAGAUUAUAUCUUUGAAACCUUUGCGGGUAGAAGAGUCGGCUGUCGGUACUGGCGGACUUUGUGGGAGCGCCUUUCUAAACUAUCGAUUCGAGGAACAUGUUCGAAGCCGCCUCGGCCAGAGUCGAUUCGACGAGAUGAAGAUCAAGAAGCCCAGGGCGUGGCAGAUGGGCCUUCGGUACUUUGAGGAAUUCGUCAAGCGGAACUUCAACGAAGACGAGCACCAAGAAGUCAACGUGCCGUUCCCCGGAUUGCCUGAUGAUGAAGAAGCUCAAAUCGAGUCUGGCUUCCUCGUGUUGACCGCUAGUCAAAUCAAGGACAUCUUCAAGCCAGUAGCCAAAGAAGUGUGUGACCUCGUCCAAGGCCAAGUCAACACGAUCCGGGGCCGCGGGGGCAUCGUCUCGGGCAUCGUCCUCGUCGGCGGUUUCGGACAGAGCGACUACCUGUACCGACAGCUAAAGACGCACUUCACGAGCGUGGCGCCGCCGCCGUACACGGAGCGGCCGGCGCACGAGCUGGCCGAGAACGGGUCCAUCGAGGUGAUGCAACCCGUGUACGCGUGGACGGCCGUGGUGCGAGGCGCCGUCCUCCGCGGUCUCGAGGGAAAUAUGGUCAUCUCGCGCAAGGCUCGCAUGCACUACGGUACUUCUUAUGCGACUGUGUAUGACGAAGACAAGCACAACGUUUCGGAACGGUAUUGGAGUCCCCUGUGGGAGCGGUGGAUGGUGUCCGAUCGGAUGCAGUGGCACAUUGCCAAGGGCGAAGCCAUCUCGCCCCUAUCACCCAUUGCAUUCCACUACACUCGCAAUUUCCGACCGGGUCAGUCGCUCAUCGUCACCGAUGACCUGAUCGCGUGUGAGGCCGAUGAGCCGCCCGUCGCCUACAGUCGCGAGCUCGUCCACGUGUGUACGCUGACUACCGACUUGAGCGCCGUUCCAAGGAGCCUGUUUACGAGACUUACGACGACGAGGGGGGUUGAGUUUGAUAACCUUGACUUCACGCUCGAGAUGAUUGUUGAUAGUGCGGGGUUGGGUUUCGAGUUGAAGGUUGAUGGAGUUAGGUAUGGUCGUGUGGAGGCUGAGUUUCAUUGA